AUGCAAGAGCUUCUCCUGAUGGACAAUGCGGCGGUGCUGUCGCGGCGGCUCGUCAGCAGCGGGCAUCUUGCAACGCUGCGCCUUUUCCGCCGACGGACGCUCUUCGCCAACACGCAGAACGACCUGGUGGUUGGAUUUGCAACGUCUUCUUUGCUGUUCGACGAUGCGCAGGGCGACAAGGUCUGCGUCUUUGGUGCCACGCCGCGAGCCCUCCCGUGCACCGCCGCCGCCUUUUCGGACGACCGUAGUGCGUGGUCGACAGUUGUGCAUCUCCCGCGACUGCACGACAGUGAGACGGCGGCAGCGCUGUCACACACGAUCCGCGAUCUGCGGCAAGGAGGCUGGGGUGAGGAGCAGGCGCAGAAAAAAGAGCUGGCGUCCCCUACUCAUCUCUCGCCGCACGCCAUUGCUGCAGCGUUGCGGCAGGAGCUUGACUGGCGCGUCGUGGCGUUGCGGUAUACCAGUGUGUGGCCAGUGGCCCACUUGGAGUGUCUGGGCAUGCUUCGGCAGUAUAGUGCCGCGCCCGAGAUGGUGCAACGUGUUGCGCAGGAAGUUUUGGAACUGCAUUAG
Trypanosoma grayi is the source of this 570-nucleotide messenger RNA. RefSeq lists its product as hypothetical. Bases 1 to 570 code for a protein of 189 amino acids. NCBI's taxonomy places the organism in Eukaryota, Euglenozoa, Kinetoplastea, Trypanosomatida, Trypanosomatidae. The transcript has a single exon. The record is from RefSeq and is a predicted model, not a curated record.